AGCGACCUCUACUCACAGAACAUAAGCCUCUACUUUUGACAUUUGUUUUGACAGACGUGGCCGGUCAAAAUCCUUGUCUUACGUGGUUCAUGACGUAUUUUUAUUUAUAAAUCCGUUAGUCACCGACAUUUUCACGACACUACGAUAAGAUUGUCAGUUUAUUAAUAGAAAAUUUCAUCAGGGGGUUUUUAGUUGUUUUAGUUUGAGUAUAAACGCAAUCGGUUUAAUUUUAUUGUGUUAAUUUGUCAAAUUUUCGUUCCUUUUUUACAAUGAGUUUACAGUGGACUUUGAUAGCUACGUUUUUGUACGUCGAAAUUGGGGUGGUUUUGCUUUUGGUACUACCCGUCGCAAACCCAAAAAGAUGGAACAGCUUUUUCAAAUCGAAAUUUUUGCAAGGGCUUCAACGACAGGCAGGAAUUUAUUUCUUGAUUUUGCUCGCUAUACUCGUCCUAUUCUUGCUUGAUGCCAUCAGAGAGAUGAGAAAGUAUGCUAACCCAGAAGAAGUUCAUGGUCACGAUCAAUUGGACAAGCAAAUGCAGGAAAGCAUGAGACUGUUUAGAGCACAGAGGAACUUCUACAUCUCAGGUUUUGCCCUAUUCUUAUCCUUGGUGAUCAGGCGUUUAGUUAUCUUGAUUUCUGCUCAAGCAAACCUAUUGGCACAAGCAGAGGCCUCCAUGAGACAAGCACAAAGCGCCACAACCGCCGCUAAAGGUCUAUUGGCGCAAAAAGGAGAAAUCGAUCAAAACGCCACCAACGAAAACCGCGACAAGGAGGUUUCAAUUUUAAAAUCAAAGGUUGAAGAUUUGGAGGAAGAACUCAAGGUUGCCAAAAAAGACAAAACAGCCAUCAAGACCCAAGCUGACAAUUUGGCUAAAGAAUAUGACAGGUUGGCAGAAGAAAACAUAAAAUUGCAAAAGAAAAUUACUGUUGGAGGUGGUGAUAAAAAAGAUGAAUAAAUUGUUAAGUAUUUUAAUAAGGCUGAGAAUUAAUAUGUUUAUUUAUUAGAUGUGGUGUUGAGAAAUAUAUAACCAAUAUGUUAUUAUAAUUACAUUUAAUGUCAAUAGUUAUUCCAAGCUAGAGCACUUCCAUGUUCAUUUUUUCAUAUUUUAUAAUAAAUCACUUUAAAUGUAAUUAAAGUUGGUAUUUAUAGUAUUUAGGCUCUGCUAUUGGUACUUACAAAUUAUCAAUAACUUCUUCUACUCUUUUGUUAUUAUGUUAUUAAAUUAUUAACUUAAUAAAACUUUUUUAUUA
Brassicogethes aeneus is the source of this 1251-nucleotide messenger RNA. The record is from the annotation of a GenBank genome assembly. NCBI's taxonomy places the organism in Eukaryota, Metazoa, Arthropoda, Insecta, Coleoptera, Nitidulidae.